GUUAAAGGUGGAUCUUUUAAACUUGCUUCUGGUUGUUGGCAUCGAGGUUGGUUGAACCCUUUGUUGAUGUGCUAUGUUGAGGUGCAAAAAAUAGAGGCUAUGCUGGAGCCAGUUGCAUUGCUUGCAUUUUGUCUGUUGAUGUGCUUGCACUGCCGGAUGAAUUAUUUCAAUGGAGAUUUUGUUGUUUGUAGUGUUAAGGCUGAACAUUGGACGGAUGCUUACAAAAAAUACAACAUUCAUAUUGUUACUGAAAUGGUUGCUACUGGUUACCUGGGAGAGAAGAGCAACAAUGCAUGCAAAUAUGUGGAACAUUAA
This is a messenger RNA of Ilex paraguariensis (yerba mate), 315 nucleotides long. NCBI's taxonomy places the organism in Eukaryota, Viridiplantae, Streptophyta, Magnoliopsida, Aquifoliales, Aquifoliaceae. The record is from the annotation of a GenBank genome assembly.